AUGGCUACAGCAUCAUCAUCAUCAUCGGUGACCAACAAACCGACCCUACUACUUGUACAGGGCUCAUUCCAACUUCCUCUGGUCUAUGAGACUCUCAUAAAGGGUCUGGAAGCGGAAGGAUACCCAACUGUUCAUCCUCAACUUCCUAGUUGCAAUCCAGGCGAUGCAGACUUUCCUACGCGUACAUUGGCUGACGACUCGCGCGCCGUGACUGAAGCGCUCCAAUCCCUGAUAGAAAAGGAUGGGAAAUACGUGGUUGUCAUUAUGCAUUCGUACGGUGGCCUGGUUGGAAGCGAUGCCGUCCCCAAGGAACUCAGCUACGAGAGCCGUAAACAAGCAGGUGCACCAGGUGGUGUGAUUCAUCUAUUUUAUUUCGCUGCAUUUGUACUGUCCCCAGGACAAUCUGUGUUGAAAGCCUUUGGCGAAUCACCUAAUAAUGACGUUCGGGAUGACGGCACCUUUACCAUCAAGAACGGUGCAGAGAUACUGUACAAUGACCUUCCUGCAGAGGAAGCGGCCCUGUGGGAGUCACGGUUGAUUCCACAGUCAUACAAAGUCCAGGAAACCCCUCUUUCCCGGGCAGCUUACGAAUACAUUCCCUCGACUUAUUUGAUAUGUGAAAAUGAUAAAGCUGCUCCGACUAACUUCCAAGAGAUAUUUGCACGCGCUGCAAAUGCGGAAAUUGAUCGAUGCAACGCCGGUCAUUCCCCCAUGCUGAGCCAACCGGCCAUGCUAGUGAAGAAAAUCACUGUCCUAGCUGACAAAGUUACUCCAAAGUGA
Paecilomyces variotii is the source of this 780-nucleotide messenger RNA. RefSeq names its product catalytic protein. The coding region runs from base 1 to 780 and encodes 259 amino acids. The transcript has 2 exons. NCBI's taxonomy places the organism in Eukaryota, Fungi, Ascomycota, Eurotiomycetes, Eurotiales, Thermoascaceae. The record is from RefSeq and is a predicted model, not a curated record.